This is a messenger RNA of Cryphonectria parasitica EP155, 1728 nucleotides long. RefSeq lists its product as uncharacterized. The transcript is spliced from 2 exons. The record is from RefSeq and is a predicted model, not a curated record. Bases 1 to 1728 code for a protein of 575 amino acids. Lineage: Eukaryota; Fungi; Ascomycota; Sordariomycetes; Diaporthales; Cryphonectriaceae.
AUGCAGCCCGGAGUGUACGAACUGGAGCGUCACCCAGGCCCCUCGUACACAUUGCCAGUCGAAAGUGGUUCCGAAUGCGAUAACACCCUCUCCAUUCCAUCCUCUACCUCUGCCACGACGAAUGCGGCUUCUCCCUAUGUGGCACCAAACAAGCCUGGAUACCACGAUGAAGAUGCAGAGUGGGAGGUGUACAAGGAUGAGAUCAUCCGCCUGUACUGGCAUGAGGGUCUGCCGACGCACGAGGUCCGUGACACCAUGGAUCGCCUGUAUGGAUUCUGCAAAUCGGUCAAGAUGUACAAGUAUCGCUUCAAGAAAUGGAACGUGCGUAAGAACUUCACAAAGCAGGAAGCUCUGGACCUUGCAGCACGCCAGGAUCAUUCGUCCGGGUUUUGGCCCGAGACGAGAGGCCAGCGGUAUCGACAGCGGAUCGUCCGUCAUCUGCGGCAGAAAGAUGCCGACGAGGGAAUUGUUAGGCCGCGAGGAGGUCGCCGGACGGGCAAGAACAGGACCCAGCAGCAGCAGCAACAGCGACAAAGACCACAACGGCAAGAUCAACAACAAGACCUGGCUUCCGUCAUCGUCCUUCCAGGCCGUAUCAACCCUCCAGAUGUGUUUCAAGCCUUCGAGAGGGCCUUCUACCAUGCAGACAUCUACCUUGAGAACGUCAGCGGACGGCGUCACUCCAGGUGGUUCACUCGGCCCCCCGCACUCGAGUUUGGCGAAGGCUUCUUCGACCUCUUCGUCCAGGGCAUGGAGGACCUGACACGCGGAAUUCACACCCAGGAGGUCUUCUCGGCCCUCAACAGCGCCUUCGACAGCCUCAAAGGGCUCAUUUCCACCGAUCAUCCCCUCAUUUACUACCGUAUCGCCAGCAGAGUUGCCUCGUGCAAGGUGUACCCAUCCUCGGACGUCUGCAUCAAGCUCUGCCGACUGCUGGCCGACUACUGCCUCAAUAUGACCCGCGUGCUCCACGGAGACUCGCACCCGCUCACCUUCUGGUGGAUGCUCCAGAUCAUGGUGCUGGAUUCUGGCGACCCGAGCGCCCUCGAGGAUUUUCUCGAAAUCUCAAGGAUGCAGUCUGGCAAGCAUCUUGUCCAGGGAAAGGGGCUGGUUCACGUCGCCAUGUAUGUGCCCAGUGAGGCCAGAGAUAGGGACCAAGACUCUCUGCGCGCCACGAUCCAGACGCUCUCGUCAGAUCCAAGCCGUAUCUCCGAAGUGCAGGAGGCAAGGCUCGCACUGGCAGAGCAGCUCCUGCAGCAGGAGGAAAAGGAUGAGUCCCUUCGGAUCCUGGAGGAGGCCAUCGCCUCCAAGCAUCUGGACCCGCAUAGCCCCUCGAGCAGGACGUUUUGGAUCUCGGAGCUGCUGUGGCGAGCAGAGGCCCUGGAGAGAUCCAUCUCGAUGCUGAGGGAGACUGUGGACCUGGUCAAGGUCGAAGAGGAGAUUGGGACGACGUCCGGGCGUGAUGCGACGCUUGACUAUGUCUCGGUGUUGGCAGUCUUGCGUGCCAAGCUGGAAUGGCUCAGGUGGGAAGAAGACCUCCGUCUUGUUAAUGCCGCCCUGGCUCCACUAAUGGAACGACGGGGCUCGCCUCUCAAGGUUCGCUUUGUGAGCAGUGACCUGGAGAUGGACCCAGAUAUCCGAUACCAAACUGGCAGUAGCAGUGCCAGUCCUGAGAGCACAACAACAUUGUCGCCCUCUUCUUCUCUGCCAAUACGGCCAUUAUCUUGA